GAUCGCGUACAAAAAGCUAGGGACCUCCAAAUUCGGGGAUCGAUACGAGAAGCAGCUUGUAUUUGACCUGCUUGCCAAGUACGGUCCAUCUUCUGUGAGGCCGGUCAAGAACUCCUCCACGCAAUCUGAAGUAUUCUUCAGGCUCCUCCCCAAGGAACUCAUUGGCUUUGACGAGGCCCAUCAACAGAUUAUGUUACUAAACUUCAUGCGAAUGAUGUGGAUUGAUGAGAAUCUAACGUGGGAUCCGAGUGAGUACGGAGGAGUCAAUAUCACCACACUACUGCCGAGCGAUGUCUGGACACCUGAUAUAUCUCUUUAUGAAAAUGCCCAGAAAGAUUUCAUCAGUAUCCAGGAAACAUAUAUCUUAGUAUCGUAUAACGGCUCCAUGGAUUGGUACUUUCCCGCCUUUGUGACGUCAGUAUGUCCAAUCGACAUCACCUACUUCCCAUACGACGUGCAAGAAUGCAAGAUUUCAAUCGGGCCUUGGGCGUACAUGAAAAGCAUGGUCCAUUUUCAGCUCUCUAAACAAGGGGACACCACUAUCGACAUAUUCAACCGAAACGGAGUAUGGAUCCUCGAACGAUCCGUUGGGGUCAACAAGGAUGCGGUCCUCUGCUGCGAUAACAGGACCUGGUCUAUCAUUGAGUACAGCAUCACCAUCCGUCGCAUGUCCAAGUUCUACACUAAGACCGUCGUCGUACCGGCUUUCCUUUUAACUCUAUUGAUGGCACUCGUCUGUUGGCUUCAUCCAGCUUCCGGUGAGAAGGUGACCUUGGCAGUCAGUAACCUUCUGGCUUUGAUCCUCUUCCAGCAGCUCGUAGCCGAUAGGAUGCCACCGAGCGGGGAAACUACGUCCAUCAUAGUGAGUUUCUUCAUCGUGAUGAUUGCAAUGUGUUGUGCUGAGGUCCUCUGCUCAAUCUUCGUCCUCCGCAUCUAUCACAUGGGUGGUCAGACGGAGGUUCCGUGGUUGGUAAGGCGAAUCAUGCUGUGUCCCAUCAUCCUACCCCUCUACCACAGUCUAGAGAGUAAAGAGGUCUUUAGAGCGCAACAAACCAAUUAUAAAAAACAUCGCAGAUCGAAGCGUGCCCGGGAACGUAUCGAGAUUCCUCUAGAUAAAACCAAAGACCCCCCUCCUCGCAACUUCAGCAUCGAGUCACAAAUAGAAACUAUUCGGGAGUCCGAGGCGCCAGAUCCCGCUACCAAUGCACUUCUCGUCAACCACGCUAACAACGUACAUCGCCCGAAGAACAAGCUUGGUAGCCAUCACAAGAAUGAUAUUGACCCGGAAAUGAUUGCGCAAACUUGGCGCGAUACUGCUAUCGUUACCGAUAAGCUGAUAUUUUUCGUGUUGUUGCUGGUGACAGCUACCUCUUGGGUUUAUAUGAUCGUGUCGUUUUUAUUCCAUUCGUGAAAAUUCGGACUUAUCCGGAACAAAUUCGAAACAAUACACGCACAUGUCGAACAAGCACCAGGCUCAUAGGAUCUUUAAAUAAGCGAUUUGAGAAAAUACGGUCAUAAUUUGGAUGUACUCUGUUCUCUAGACCUACAAAUACUGGACUGCUGUACGAAAGUCACGCUUUUAAAAUCGAUAUUGGUCUAUCUACAUGUAUUAACAUGGAAAUAUUGUAAAUGGCCACAUAGAUAGCAAUGUAAUAUUUUGUGGUUUGCUCCCUGUCUAUUAUAUAGCAGUGGUGUAUCAGGAAGAACCUCAUCAGUAGGGGCAAAAACUUCUUUCAAAGAAAAAACCAUUGAAAGAUCACUGCCAUUCGAAAUGCACUAUCUAGUGAAAAAUUCUGUCAAGCAAAUAAUUAUCAAAAUCUCGCCCCAACUCUUUAUAAAUGACGGAGAUCUCUUCCUUUAGUAAUACAUGAUGGAUAGUAGUACGCUUAAAUAACGAGCUUCUCUUAGAUUUUCAGUACCCAACGUUCCAGAUGAUUUGUAAUAAUGAUAUGUAAUAGCUUUCCAAAUGACUUUUAAUGUACGUCAUUUCUUGAAAAAGACAAAAUUAGUUUUUACUGAGGAGGUGUGUGUGUUUCAUUGAGUAUUACAGACGUGCGUCAAUCAGAUUUAUAUAAUAAGAUUAUUUAGUCUAAGACCGACCUUUAACGUCACCAUUCGAAAGAGGUAAUCAGGGACCAAACCUCUACAUCAAUUUGUAACUUCCCUUACAUAGCUUUAAUAACAAGCUUAAAUCCUACGACCAGACGUUACUAUUGAAUAUCUUGAACAGUCUUUACGUCAGUGUAACAAUUGUCAGCAUGAUGGAGUUCACGAGGUUAUUGACAUUACACCUUAAAAAAGAUUCAUUGUAACCAUCAAAUGCAGGUCGGCACCUCUUAGUUUCUCAUCGUACGUAAUAUCGCCGUGUGUGACGCUAUAUUAUUAGGGUUUCAUAAUGCAUUCAUUCCCCUGCCAUUUUACGAAGUCAUUUCAGACACACCACUAACUGUUUAUAUCCAUCGCCCGUCUAAUACAACUUCCACAGUGCUAUUUAGCACUGGUUAAAGGGAUAGAUACAAAAUUGAUUUAAAUUUCAUAAACUAUAAAGAGUUAGAAUUUAAAUCAUUACAUGAAUGUGUCCCUUUUGUAAAAUUAUAUAGUCUAUAUCAACUUUCAAUCUAUGAAAGGUGCAAAAUAUACCCGCAUGCUAAAAGUUGGCAAUGUCCAUGGGUCUAACUUUAGCAAUGUUACCCUUCAUCAUGCAUGGUGAUUAUUCUACCAUCAGUGACGUCGAUAUAUGUAAAUAUAAUUGAUAUUAUUAUUCAACAUUUCAUUUUAAUGUCGGAUAAUUAUGAUUGAUCUCUACAGACUUAAUAUCAAAGGGGAGAGAUGUAAAAAAAAAUUAAAAAGGAGGAAGAACAAUGUGGUAAUAAGCAACUCCCCUUUGAUACGAUGUAUCUUUCAACGAAAUUGUAAGAUAUUUUGACAUAAGCCCGUCAUGUGUUUUUCUUAAUAAUGAAAAUUUUAAAAUGUACUGUGGUGAAAAAUAUGAUGUAUUAAAGACGUUUUGAAUUUGUCAUCAUGUGAUGAUAAAAUGU
Lytechinus pictus (painted urchin) is the source of this 3038-nucleotide messenger RNA. Its product is annotated as neuronal acetylcholine receptor subunit alpha-10-like. Bases 191 to 1411 code for a protein of 406 amino acids. The record is from RefSeq and is a predicted model, not a curated record. NCBI's taxonomy places the organism in Eukaryota, Metazoa, Echinodermata, Echinoidea, Temnopleuroida, Toxopneustidae. Gene Ontology annotation, cellular component: synapse; plasma membrane; neuron projection. Gene Ontology annotation, molecular function: transmembrane signaling receptor activity; excitatory extracellular ligand-gated monoatomic ion channel activity; transmitter-gated monoatomic ion channel activity involved in regulation of postsynaptic membrane potential. Gene Ontology annotation, biological process: regulation of membrane potential; chemical synaptic transmission; signal transduction. The transcript is spliced from 8 exons.